AUGGAAGUUGAAGACGCGAUAACAACCACCAUCUUCGAUGUUGGUGUCGCCGCUAUCGCGCAGCGCUCAUCUGAAGUUCGCGUCCGGGAAAUGGGAUUUAAACAACAACGAAUGGAAGAAGAAACCACAACGAAAGUAAUAACAUCAACGACGAUACUUCCAUCAAGGAAUGAAGAAAAAGAAAAAGAAAAACAAGAAGAUCUUUGUGAGAACAGGGGGAGAAUCGUGUACCCGAAAGCCGCGAGACAGGUUGCGGGGAAUUCGCACAAGCACGCUCGGGCUGCUCGCGUCGACGCGUGUGGACAUUUUUAUAAACCCACAGACGACACUCGAAAAGGAAUGACUGAGUUACAGUUUUACGAAAAUUGGCAAGCAAUGGAGCACGAAAGAGUCCCGGAGUUUUCACCGUUUCUAGCUACGUUUGUAUCGAGAACAGUGCUGUACGAGUCUCGCGACGCCGCGAAACCGAUGCCAUUUUUGAAAUUGCGCGACGUGACGGCUGACAUGAAGCAAGCAAACGUGGUGGAUAUAAAAAUAGGAGAGCGGACGUGGCAUCCAUCGCACGACGCAGCGUACAGGGAAAAACGGCAUCGAGGCGACUUGGAAACGACUUCGUGUUCGAUAGGGUUUCGCGUGUGUGGGAUGCUAACCUACGAGGAAGAAAGCAAUACGGAGAGGUAUUGGAAUAGAAAAUGGGCAAAAGCGCUGAAUUUAGAGACGACGACGACUGGUCUUGACGUGUUUUUUGGUCAGAAUAGCGAAAGAAUUACAAAUGUCCUUCGAAAGUUGAAAGAUAUCAGGCAAAGUUUAGAAAUGAAUCCGUUUCCGGUUUUCUUUUUGGGGUCUUCAAUACUUUUAUGUUACGAUAGCUCGGAUCUUCACAGCGAUGUUCGCGUUGUUAUCGUUGAUUUUUGUAACGCGGUGAAGAACAAAUCUCGAGAGGUGGACAGAAAUUUUUUGGACGGACUGAUCUCUUUGACGAAUUUGAUUGAACGUAUCAGAGACCGCGUGAGAGUGAGAAUGGAUCCGACGAGCUUGUCUACUUCGUCUUCGGGACUCUCGACAGCUGGGACUUUCAAUCCAAACACGCCGAGUCCUUCAAGUAGUAAGUGA
Molecule: messenger RNA, 1113 nt
Organism: Bathycoccus prasinos
Lineage: Eukaryota; Viridiplantae; Chlorophyta; Mamiellophyceae; Mamiellales; Bathycoccaceae
Exons: 1
Coding region: 1-1113 (370 amino acids)
Biological process (GO): inositol phosphate biosynthetic process
Cellular component (GO): nucleus; cytoplasm
Molecular function (GO): kinase activity
Source: RefSeq, a predicted model, not a curated record